UAUCGUUUCUUCUCUUUCCUACUGAAAAGCAAUGGCGGCAAUAGAAGCUGCACUUUCUAUCUUCCCAGUCUACUCUUCUUCUUCUUCUUCCUCUCAAUUCCCCUUAACCCAUAAACAACUACCCUCCAUAAAGCUCCGGGUUUCCAGUUCCUUCCCUUAUCUUUUUCGCAGUUUCACUCCUUCUCGUCACACCCUCGUUCUCCACAAACCCACAAGAAGCCCCUGCUUUGAGCUAUGCUCUGCGCUGCAGGAGGCUGUGGUAGAAGAAAUACAAGAGCAAAGCCAGGAACCAAACCCCAAAAGAAAGCUCUACGUGGUCAAUCUUCCCUGGUCUCUCUCUGUUGUGGACAUCAAGAACCUCUUUGGCGAAUGCGGAACUGUCAAAGACGUUGAGAUAAUAAAGCAGAAGGAUGGGAAGCACAGAGGCUUUGCGUUCGUGACAAUGGCGUCUGCUGAAGAAGCCCAGGCUGUUAUUGAUAAAUUUGAUUCUCAUGAAAUAUCGGGCCGGGCAAUAAGGAUAGAGUUUGCAAAGAGAUUCAAGAAACCUUCUCCUCCACGUCCAGAAGGCCCCCCUGCUGGAGAGACACGCCAUAAGCUUUAUGUGUCAAAUCUUGCUUGGAAAGCAAGAUCUACCCAUCUCAGAGAAUUUGUCUCUGAAAAUUUCAAACCAGUUUCAGCCAGGGUUGUCUUUGAUGCUCCUUUGGGGAGAUCUGCUGGUUAUGGCUUUGUUUCUUUUGCUACAAGGGAGGAGGCAGAGGCUGUGAUUUCUGCUUUAGAUGGGAAGGAACUGAUGGGCAGACCACUUCGUCUGAAAUUCAGUCAAACAACUGACGAUGAAGCUGGAAGUGAAAAGGAAGAAGGCACCCAAACAAAUGACGAUGAAGCCGGAAGUGAAAAGGAAGAAGACUUAUCCGAGGUUCAACAGGAGCUGUAGUUCCAUUGCCAUUCUUUGGUAAUCUUGUUCCUCAGUUGCUGAUUAAGAGUAAUCUGGUAGAAGUUGGAAUUUUUUUACCUCAACUGCCAUGAAACUGAUGGAAGUCUUCCCUUCUGGCUGUAAAUUUUUGCAUUCGUUAUUCUUUUCCUUUCUAAUUUUAUGAGUACUGUAGACUCUCAGCUACUUUUUUCUCAUGCAUUUUCUUGAAUCUUGAUUAUGUAAUGCUGCUGAUAUACGUGUUAGCUGUCUUUCAGAUUUACAGGUUGAAAUUUAUUCUGUGUAUUAUGAUUG
Messenger RNA from Corylus avellana, 1225 nucleotides. RefSeq names its product RNA-binding (RRM/RBD/RNP motifs) family protein. Gene Ontology annotation, biological process: chloroplast rRNA processing. Gene Ontology annotation, molecular function: mRNA binding. The record is from RefSeq and is a predicted model, not a curated record. Gene Ontology annotation, cellular component: chloroplast thylakoid membrane. Lineage: Eukaryota; Viridiplantae; Streptophyta; Magnoliopsida; Fagales; Betulaceae.